Molecule: messenger RNA, 6533 nt
Organism: Brassica oleracea var. oleracea
Lineage: Eukaryota; Viridiplantae; Streptophyta; Magnoliopsida; Brassicales; Brassicaceae
Product: nuclear-pore anchor-like
Exons: 44
Coding region: 124-6357 (2077 amino acids)
Biological process (GO): mRNA export from nucleus; protein import into nucleus
Cellular component (GO): nuclear pore
Molecular function (GO): structural constituent of nuclear pore
Source: RefSeq, a predicted model, not a curated record
UCUUCGCCUUCCCGAAGCGAUUUUUCAUCUCCUCCGUUGGGUUCUCUCCGAAAGUUGCCGUAGUUAAAAAAAAAAAAGAGCGUCCAAAGUUAUCGGAGAGAUCCAACGUUAGGGCACGAAAAGAUGCCCUUGUUUAUGCCAGACGAUGAGCUUGCGCGGCUAUCAAACGACGCCGCGUCGGUGGUUGCAGAGAGAGCCGACGAGUACAUCCGGAAGCUGUACGCCGAGUUGGACAGUGUACGUGCCAAGGCCGAUGCUGCUUCCAUCACGGCGGAGCAGACGUGCUCGCUUCUCGAGCAGAAGUACCUCUCGCUCUCUCAGGAUUUCGCGUCGCUUGAAUCUCAGCAUGCGAAGCUUCAGUCUGAUCUCGAUGAUCGGUUAUCUGAGCUCGCACAGUCUCAGGCGCAGAAGCACCAGCUUCAUUUGCAAUCGAUUGAGAAGGACGGAGAGUUAGAGAGGAUGACGACGGAGAUGUCAGAGCUGCAAAAGUCCAAGAGGCAACUGAUGGAGUUGCUGGAGCAGAAAGAUUCUGAGAUUAGCGAGAAGAACUCUAAUAUCAAGAGCUAUUUGGAGAAGAUUGUUAAGCUGACUGACGCUAGUUCGGAAAAGGAGUCUAGAUUUGCUGAAGCAAGCGCUGAAUUGGCACGUUCGCAAGCUAUGUGCUUUCGUUUGUCUCAGGAGAAAGAGCUUAUGGAAAGGCAUACUAAGUGGCUUGAUGAGGAGUUAACAUCUAAAGUUGACAGUUAUGCUGAACUCCGUAGGAGGCAUUCUGAUCUCGAGGCUGAAAUGUCGGCGAAGCUUGUGGACGUUGAGAAAAAUUAUAAUGAAUGCUCUAGUUCGUUGAAUUGGCAUAAGGAAAGAUUGAGAGAGCUCGAAACGAAGAUUACUUCAUUACAAGAGGAACUCAGCUCGUGCAAAGAUGCAGCAACGACGACUGAAGAGCAAUACAGUGCUGAACUUCUCACUGCAAACAAGCUUGUUGAGCUGUACAAGGAAAGUUCGGAGGAAUGGUCUAGAAAGGCUGGGGAACUUGAGGGUGUCAUUAAGGCCUUAGAGGCACGCUUGAGCCAAGUCGAGAGUGGGUAUAAACAUAGACUUGAGAAAGAAAUGUCUACGAACCAGAAGUUGGAGAAGGAGAACGAAGACAUUAAACAAAAACUUGAGAAGUGUGAAGCAGAAAUUGAGAAAACUCGAAAAACAGAUGAGCUAACGCUUAUACCUUUCAGCAGUUUCACAAGAGGGGUUGACAUUUCUGGGACCAGCAACAUGAUAGUGGAAAGCCAUGAAAUAAUUUCCAAGGUUCCUGCUGGUGUGUCAGGAACAGCACUGGCAGCUUCACUCCUACGUGACGGAUGGAGUCUGACCAAAAUUUAUGAGAAGUAUCAAGAGGCUGUUGAUGCUAUGAGGCAUGAGCAAUUAGGUCGAAAGGAAGCGGAGUUGAUACUACAACGGGUUUUAUCCGAACUAGAAGAGAAAGCUGGGUUCAUCCAAGAGGAAAGAGGUGAGCAUGAGCGUUUGGUUGAAGCUUACUCUCUAGUCAGUCAAAAACUUCAGGAUUCUGUCUCUGAACAAUCAAAUAUGGAGAAAGUCAUCAUGGAGCUAAAGGCUGACUUGAGGAGGCGGGAACGUGAAAAUAUUCUGUAUCAGAAAGAUAUAUCUGACCUACAGAAGCAGGUAACGAUACUACUGAAGGAGUGUCGUGAUGUCCAACUUCGCUGUGGAGCUGCCGGGGAUGAGGAAGAAGAUGAUACUCAGCUUUCUGAUGUUGAGAUGGAUAUGGAAUCUGAAGCUGAUAAAAUAAUUUCAGAGCAUCUUUUGAAGUUUAAAAAUAUAAAUGGAUUAGUUGAGCAGAAUGUUAAGCUCAGGAAUCUUGUUCGUAGUCUCUCAGAGCAGAUUGAAAGUAGGGAAACGGAGCUGAAGGAGAAGUAUGAGAUAGACCUGAAGAAAAAGACUGAUGAAGCUUCUUCCAAAGUAGCCAUCGUGCUAGAAAGAGCCGAAGACCAGUGUAAAAUGAUUGAAUCACUGCACGCAUCUGUUGCAAUGUAUAAACGACUAUAUGAAGAGGAACAGAAACUUCAUUCAUCUAAUUCUCUUUCUUCAGAUCCGCCUCCAGAUGUAGUGCCAGGAAGGAAGAACUUCUUACAUCUGCUUGAGGAUUCGCAGGAAGCUACUAAGAGAGCCCAAGAAAAAACAUUUGAACGCAUUCGAAGUCUGGAAGAAGAUUUAGCGAAGGCUAGGAGUGAUAUAAUUGCGAUAAGGUCUGAACGGGAUAAGUUGGCCAUGGAGGCAAAUUUUGCUAGGGAAAAACUAGAAGGCAUCAUGAAAGAAUCUGAACGCAAGAGGGAAGAAAUGAACAGUGUUUUGGCAAGAAACAUAGAGUUCUCGCAGCUGAUCAUCGACCACCAACGGAAGUUACGUGAGAGUUCUGAGUCUCUGCAUGCAGCGGAAGGGAUUUCUAGAAAAUUAUCUAUGGAGGUAUCGGUUCUUAAACAAGAAAAAGAGGUGUUAUCAAAUGCUGAGAAAAGAGCCUCUGAUGAGGUUUCUGCUUUAUCUCAGAGAGUUUAUCGCCUUCAGGCUACCUUGGAUACUAUCCAGAGUACAGAGGAAGUUCGUGAGGAAGCAAGAGCUGCCGAGAGAAGGAAACAAGAGGAGCAUAUCAAGCAACUUGAGAAAGAAUGGGCUGAAGCUAAAAAAGAAUUGCAAGAAGAAAGGAGCAAUGCGCGGAAUAGCACUUCGGACCGCAAUCAAACUUUGAACAAUGCUGUUAGGCAGGUCGAAGAAAUGGGGAAAGAAUUGGCUAAUGCCUUGAAGGCUGUCUCGGCAGCAGAGUCCAGGGCUUCUGUGGCUGAGGCUAGACUUUCUGAUUUGGAGAAGAAGAUAAGAUCUUCAGAUCCUAAGGUUCGUGAUAUGGAGAGUGGUGGAGUCGUCUCUCUUUCUGAUAAUGAGAUAUCCAUAGACCUGCAUACUGCUAAGGAAGAAAUGGAAAAGUUGAGGGGAGAAGUAGAAUCUAGCAAAAGCCACAUGCUUCAGUACAAGAGUAUAGCUCAGGUGAAUGAAACAGCUUUAAAGCAGAUGGAAUCUGCCCAUGAGAACUUCAGAAUUGAGGCUGAAAAGACACAGAAAUCGUUGGAAGCAGAGCUUGUUUCUCUUAGGGAAAGGGUUUCAGAACUUGAAAACGACUGUAUACAGAAAUCGGAGCAAAUAGCCAAUGCUGCUGCAGGAAAAGAAGAUGCUCUUGUAUCAGCAUCAGCUGAAAUUGCAAGCCUGAGAGAAGAAAGCUUAGUUAAAAGUUCCCAAAUCGAAGCAAUUAAUAUCCAGAUGUCCAUUUUGAAAAAUGACCUGGAGAAGGAACAUGAGAAAUGGCGUGUUGCUCAGAGAAAUUAUGAAAGACAGGUUAUUCUGCAGUCUGAAACUAUUCAAGAGCUUACGAAAACAUCACAGGCUUUGGCUUCCCUUCAAGAGGAGGCAUCUGAACUUCGUAAAUUGGCUGAUGCAAGGGGAACGGAAAUUUCCGAGCUUACCUCCAAGUGGAGUGAAGAGAAAUUUAUGUUAGAGCAGCAAAAGAAUCUAGCGGAGAAGAAGUAUCAUGAUCUCAACGAACAGAACAAAAUACUGCAUAGCCGACUUGAGGCUAUGCAUCUUCACUCGGCUGAGAAAGAUAGCCGUUCUGGAAAAAUAUCAUCUGAAAGCACUGGCUCAGAUCAACUUGGAGAUUCUGGUUUGCAAAGUGUAGUUAAUUAUUUGCGCAGAACGAAGGAAAUAGCUGAAACAGAGAUAUCACUUAUGAGACAGGAAAAAUUACGGUUGCAAUCGCAACUUGAGAGUGCCGUGAAGAUGGCAGAGUCUGCCCGGGGUUCACUUAAUGCUGAGCGUUCCAGUUCAAGGGCCUCAUUAUUGACUGAGGAUGAAAUCAAAUCUCUUCAGCUUCAGGUCAAUGAGAUGAACUUGUUCCGUGAAAGCAACAUGCAACUCAGGGAGGAAAACAAACACAAUUUUGAGGAGUGCCAGAGACUGCGUGAAGUAUCUCAAAAGGCUAGGACAGAUUUCGAAAACUCAGAAAAUCUAUUGAAGCAAAAGCAAACGGAGUUAGACUUGUGUAUGAAAGAGACGGAAAGGCUAAGGAAGGAGAUAGAUCUUCAAAAAAGGAGGGUUGAUGAGUUGCGAGAGACGUAUAAAAACAUUGAUGUUGCUGACUACAAUCGCCUCAAAGAUGAAAUGCGGCAAUUCGAGGAGAAACUGAAAGGGAAAGAUGCUCAUAUUGAGGAAAUCAAGAAGCUUGUGUUAGAGAAGGAGAAUAAGAUAUCUCUACUAGAGAAGGAUCUAACAAACUGCAAAAACGAACUGAGAGAGAGGGAGAAGGAUCGAACAAAAUGCAAAACAGAACUGAGUGAGAGGGAAAAGAGGUUAGACGCUGCUCAGCAAGCACAGGUGACUAUGCAGUCAGAGAUUGAGAAUUUGAAAGCAGAGAUUACUAAGCUGAAAGGAGAUUCCGAAAGGUUGAGAAAAUCUUUUACUAACAUUAAGAGAAAGCUCGAUAAAGAAAAGGACGACUUAAACAGAGAAAACCAGUCGCUCUCUAAACAAUUAGAGGAAGCCAAAGAGGCUGGAAAGAGAACAACAUCUGAUGCCACGGCGGAGCAGGCCGUUAAGGAGAGAGAUGAAAAAGAACAAAAGAUUCAGAUAUUGGAUAAGUUUGUUCAUUCACUGAAAGAUGACCUGAAGAAGAAAGAUGACGAAUUAACUAAAGAGAAAACAGAACGCAAGUCUGUUGAGAAAGUAUUUGGAGACUCCUUGGCCAAAAUUAAACAGGAGAAAACAAAAGUGGAUGAAGAGCUUGUUAAGCUCGAGAGGUAUCAGACGGCAUUGGCUCGACUCUCUGAAGAAUUGGACAAGUUGAAGCAAGCUGAUGGAAAUCUGCCUGAGGGUACUUCAGCUGUCCAGGCUCUCUCUGGAAGCGUAUUGAAUGACCAAGCCGCUGCGUACGUAUCAGCUGUAGACUAUUUUGAACGCAUGGCUCGUACUAUUGUCCACAAUUCUCAAGGUAGCACAAAAUCUACUGGUACGGUGACUGAAGCUUCCCCUGCUACAGUUGAGCCUUCAGCCAUUGUCAAAGCCUCUCCUUCAAAAGCUCCGGUGGAAACUACCCAGCAGCCACCCAAAGAGAAGAGAUUGGUUUCGCUGAAACCAAGCGCUGAGCUCCGCAGACCGGUUAGGAGGAUUAAACGUCCUCAAUUUAUUAAACCAGAGGAACCUCCUCAAGCUGAUGUUGAGAUGCCAGAAGCUGAGGGAGCUGGUGAUGAAGGAAAACAGCCUUCCUCCAAUGUUACAGAGAGCCAAGUAACCACAAUGCCACCACCUUUUCAGACACAUAUCCGUAAACGCCAGGCCGAUCCAUUGGCUUCUGAGCCACAACAAGGGACUCGGGAAACCAGUUCAGAAAUUGCACCACCUGCGCCGAAGAAGCCUAAAGGAUCUGAGUCACAACCUGAUACUACCGAAAGUGAAACCCUCCCUAAAGAGCCAGACGUGGAUGAAUCCAUGGAUGCGACUACUGCCGCUGAGGAUGACAAUGAAGAAGAAACAGAAGCCGAGACUGCAGAGGAGAAAACAGAGGAAACUACGGAAGCACAACAAGAAAGUGAAGCUGAAGUCCAAGAGAAAGCUGAUGAGCCAGUAGAAGAGAAUCCAACUGAGACAGAAACCAUUCCUACCGAAGAAGAGUUUAAGGAUCAGACCGAACAAGAGAAUCAAGAUCUUCUGGCAGACGUGGAAUUUGAUAAAGAAGAAGGAGAGUUCGAUCUAGACACUCUGGAAGAUCUCGAAGAGGCCAAGGAUGUAAUUACACCCACGCAGUCACCAAUUAGGAUAGAGAAAUCAACGGAGGAAGCUGAAACAACCAUUGAACCAGCACUAGAAGAUGCUAAGAACGAUGAAGGAGCUGCUGAAGAAGCCUCUGAUAAACCCGACAAUGGUCACAAUCAACAAGUAGAAGAAACCGAUCUCAAGCCAGAGACCACAAUAGCUACAACUGUCACAGCAUCCACUUCCUCUACUCCAGCUUCUGCAAGUCCAAGCGAAACUCAAGAAACUGAAGAAACGAAGAGAGCAGCGUCGCCAAGCAGAACUAUUAAUAUAGCUGAUAAAGCAAAAGAGCAAGCAGCUCUAAGACAAGCCGGAGUAGCCACUCUAGGUGGAACCCGAACUCCUUCACCAGGCAACCGAGCUGCUUCAUCAUCCCUCCUCAGAGGUCGUGGCCGAGUUGUAAACACUCGAGGAGGAAAUCGACUGAAUACUCGUGGUGGCCGAACCCCACGUGGUGGUGGUGCUGGACGUGGACAACCCCCGAGCCAGCCGUGAUCUGUUUUGGGUAUGUUUCAUCAUUUUCCCACCUCUUGAGCGCCAUACAGGAUUAGCCAGGCAGGCACGUUGAAGAGAAACUUUAUGGUCGUAGAGAACUCAUUUCAUGUCUAAACCUUGUCUACAUUUUGUCCUCCGAUUUUCAGAUUUCACUAUAAAACCAGUUUCUAUUGAUU